AAACCCAUCCCCCCAUUUCAUCCUCCUAUGCCUCUCUUUUCUUUGUUUUUGUACCCCCAAUUGGCAUAACAAAAUUACACCACAUUUUCAUCCAAAAAUGAGAGAAAUUCUCCACAUCCAAGCUGGCCAAUGUGGCAACCAAAUUGGUGGCAAGUUUUGGGAGGUUGUGUGCGACGAACACGGCAUCGAUGCCACCGGAAAUUUCGUCGGAGAAUCUCAACACCAAAUUGAAAGGGUGAAUGUGUACUACAAUGAGGCUAGUGGUGGCCGGUAUGUCCCAAGGGCCGUGCUUAUGGAUCUUGAGCCCGGUACAAUGGACAGCCUACGUACUGGGCCCUACGGUAAAAUCUUCAGGCCCGAUAACUUUGUUUUCGGCCAAAAUGGUGCCGGAAACAAUUGGGCCAAGGGACAUUACACCGAAGGAGCUGAACUAAUAGAUUCAGUCCUCGAUGUUGUCCGUAAAGAGGCAGAAAAUUGUGAUUGCUUACAAGGGUUUCAGAUUUGUCAUUCGCUUGGAGGUGGGACGGGUUCGGGAAUGGGGACUCUGUUGAUAUCUAAGAUCAGAGAAGAAUACCCUGAUCGGAUGAUGUUGACAUUCUCCGUCUUCCCUUCACCUAAGGUCUCCGACACCGUUGUGGAGCCUUAUAAUGCCACCCUCUCCGUCCACCAGCUGGUUGAAAAUGCAGAUGAAUGCAUGGUUCUUGACAAUGAGGCUCUCUAUGAUAUCUGCUUUCGCACGCUCAAGCUUACCAAUCCAAGCUUUGGAGAUUUGAACCACUUGAUCUCAACAACCAUGAGUGGAGUGACAUGCUGCCUCCGGUUCCCCGGUCAACUCAACUCCGAUCUCCGGAAACUCGCCGUAAACCUCAUCCCCUUCCCGCGCUUACACUUCUUCAUGGUAGGCUUUGCGCCCUUGACUUCACGUGGAUCACAUGAUUACCGUGUCCUAACAAUCCCAGAACUCACCCAACAAAUGUGGGACGUAAAGAACAUGAUGUGCGCCGCGGAUCCACGCCACGGCCGCUACCUCACCGCCUCCGCCAUGUUCCGUGGCAAGAUGAGCACCAAGGAGGUGGACGAGCAGAUGAUCAAUGUGCAGAACAAGAACUCAUCCUACUUUGUUGAGUGGAUCCCCAACAAUGUGAAGUCAAGUGUGUGUGACAUCCCGCCCACCGGGUUGACCAUGUCGUCCACGUUCAUGGGCAACUCGACGUCGAUUCAGGAGAUGUUCCGGCGAGUCUCCGAGCAGUUCACGGUCAUGUUCCGGCGGAAGGCUUUCCUGCAUUGGUACACUGGGGAGGGAAUGGAUGAGAUGGAAUUCACAGAGGCGGAGAGUAACAUGAAUGAUUUGGUUUCGGAGUAUCAGCAGUAUCAAGAGGCGGUGGCAGAUAAUGAAGAAGAAGAGUAUGAUGAGGAGGUGAUGGAGAACUAGCUAAGAGCUAGGGUUUGAUCAUUCAUGGUUUGAAAAUUAAAUUUUAAGUUGUAUAUGUUGGGGCUAUAUAUAUAUAUAUAUAUAUUGUCAUUGCAUAUGCUUAAAUCUUAAUUUGGUGGUAAUUAAAUAAGGAGAUGAUUGAUUUUCUUUUCUUUUUUUUGUUUCUUUUUUGGAAUAUUGGAUUCUCUAUAUAUGUUCCAUUUUGUAUAAGUUUUACACAAUAUUUUGUCUGAUGGGUUGUUUAAUUGUUGUAUUUAAAUAUGUCUAUAUAUGUUGUCUCUCUUUAUUAAUUUUUAAUAAGAUGUCUCAAUAUCUUUCUUA
Molecule: messenger RNA, 1753 nt
Organism: Cornus florida
Lineage: Eukaryota; Viridiplantae; Streptophyta; Magnoliopsida; Cornales; Cornaceae
Product: tubulin beta-7 chain
Exons: 3
Coding region: 98-1432 (444 amino acids)
Biological process (GO): microtubule cytoskeleton organization; mitotic cell cycle
Cellular component (GO): cytoplasm; microtubule
Molecular function (GO): GTPase activity; GTP binding; structural constituent of cytoskeleton
Source: RefSeq, a predicted model, not a curated record